AUGGAUCCCCAAGGAAAUUCAGUGAAUACUAAGUCAACUGUGAUAGACAAAGGAAAAUAUGAUAAGGAGUUAUCUUCUCACGCUGAUGAAAAGAAGACUGUAUCAUCUCCAGUCAUUAAUGAACAUCUUAGCGCUGAUGAGAAGAAGACUGUAUCUGCUCCAGUCAUUAAUGAACAUCUUACUGCAGAAAUUUCUAAAAUUUCUCUGGGUGGAACUCGAGUUCUUCCUUUGAAGAAAAGACUCAUUGUUCUUGAUAUAAAUGGGUUGUUAGCGGCUGUAGUUUCUCCCCCGACGGAUCGGCAGGCAGAUAUUACCAUUGCAAUGACAGCAAUAUUCAAGCGGCCCUCCUAUCUUGAGUUUCUGGAGUUUUGCUUCGAUAAAUUUGAAGUUGGCAUAUGGAAAAAUGUUGAUCCACUCAUUAACUAUCUGAUGCCAUUCUUGAAAAACAAAUUACUUUUCUGUUGGGACCUUUCUCAUUGCACCGAAACACGUUUCAAGACUCUUGAGAAUGAAAAUAAGAAUUUGGUUUUUAAGGAUUUGAGAAAACUUUGGGAUAAGCAGGAUCGUAAUCUUCCAUGGGAGAAAGGAUUUUACAAUGAAUCCAAUACCUUGUUGUUGGAUGAUUCUCCUUACAAGGCAUUGCUUAAUCCUAGUAACCUUGACAUUUAG
Sphenostylis stenocarpa is the source of this 669-nucleotide messenger RNA. NCBI's taxonomy places the organism in Eukaryota, Viridiplantae, Streptophyta, Magnoliopsida, Fabales, Fabaceae. The record is from the annotation of a GenBank genome assembly.